UUUUCACAUUUUGCACCAAAAUGGCACUAGUUUGUGCUUUAAAAAAAGAAAGAAGAGAAAACAGAAACUCUAAUGACCUAAUCCUCUUUUUCCUUUAUUGAGCAAUGAGCACUCAUUCACUCACAACUACUAGCAACUAGCAACAGCAUCAAGCUCCUCCAUCACUCCGUCAAUUGCUUCGUUCAGCUACCACCUUUCUCACUACUAUCAUCUCCACCACUGUUCGAAGUCACCGUUCACUUGCUCUCGUUACUCCGUCAUUCUCGUCCACUAUCAUCUCCUCACUUUGGCACUUGCUCUUGUCUCGCGUCGUUCCUCCAUCGUGCAAAGUCAUUGUUUCGCCGCGCCAGCUCUGUUCCACCACACUCUAGCCCUUCUCUACUUCAGCCAUCCAGUUCUCCCUCACCUCUGUGCUCUAGAAGGUAUGCAACACCAACACAUGGGGGCAUACUGACGCAGCACGUGGAUGGCAAAUUGACACCACGUGGGGGCAUGUUGCUGACAUGCCAUUGUAUGAUUCGAGGGCAGCUUCAACACGUGGGGGCGUGUUGAUGAUAUGUCGAAGUGUGAUUCAAGGGCAGCUUCAGCACAUGGGGCGUGUUGCUAACAUGUUGCUUUGUGAUUCGAUAGCGAUGCAACACGUGGUGUGCAUGUUGGGUACUUUCUCUAUAUAAGGGCAAACUCGGUACCAUUUUAUUGCAAAGAAAAGAGUUGUUUGAGUGUAUUUCUGGUGUGAUGGAGGGUACUGCAAACUUGGUAGUGUAUCGCAACAGUGAGAUUAUAUAGAAUACUCAUGAGGAAAUAAAGUUUGUGUGUCAGAAUCCAUUUUCGUUUGUGGUUCCAUGUACCAUGAUGUUCAUGGAGCUUCAGAAUGGUCUCUGUCAAAGCAUGGAGAACGGUAUGUUAAGGAGAGUGAGCAGUAUUCUGUAUUAGAAUCCUGUUAUAGUCUUUGAUGGUCUAAUACAGUUUGAUAUUAUGCCGAUCAUUAACAAAGCGAGUAUGCAGAAUAUAUUCUAUAUUCAAUGGCAGACUCAGGUGCAACAGCCACAGAUUGAGUUUUAUGUUGACUUUGAAAACGUAGAGGCAAAUGAGAUUCAAAAUGAUUCAGAUAUAGUGGAUGAUAGAGCUGCAGUGUACGAAAGAAUGAACAGUUACAACGAAGAAGACUUCGAAGCUACUUAUGAAGCCGGCGAUGAAGACGAGAAUGGUGAUGUGGGAGUUGAGGCAGCAAUGGAGAGUGUAGUGGUUCCUUCUGCAGUUAGUCAACUGAUGGAUAUUCCAUCUUUUAUGCGUAAUUUGAAUUUUGACGCGAUGCAUGCAUCGGAGUUCCCAGAAUAUGUAAACAUAGGUGUUGCUAAUCUUGAGGAUGGAGAGUUCAGGAUUGGAAUGGAAUAUAGUUCUAGAAAGUCGGUCGUUGCAGCAAUUAGAGGUUAUACUAUCUCUAGAGGAAUCAACUACAAUGUGUAUGAGUCUGAACCAUAGACGUUCUAUGCAAAAUGCAAGACGUAUGGGUGUGGGUGUAAUUGAUUAAUCCGAGCCAACUUGAUACGGAAAAAAGGUUGUUGGGAGAUAUGGAGAUACAACGGUAGGCACACGUGCACCAUAAGAACGAUUUCACAUGAUCAUUCCAAGUUGGACUCGGAUACAGUUGCUGAGGCUAUAAGGCCAUUGGUUGAGACUGACCCAUCCAUCUAGGUAAAAUCUAUAAUUGCGAAAGUCUAGUCAAGGUUCAACUACACUAUCAGUCACCGCAUAUUUUGAAGUUUCAACCCAUGCAUUAGAGCGUUCAAGAAUUGCAAGCCUCUAAUUCAAGUUGACGACACACACCUUUAUAGAAAAUACAAAGGUGCACUUUUGGUUGUUGUAGCACAAGAUGGUAACCAGAACAUUGUGCCUAUCGAUUUUGUCCCAGUGGAGGGGGAGACCGCUGAUGCAUAGCACUUUUUUCUGAGUAAUUUACAAAGGCAUGUUGUUAGAAGAGAUGGUGUGGGUAUAAUCUCAGACCGACAUGAGUCAAUCCAAACAACAAUAAAUCGUUCCGGAGGUGAUUGAAAACCUCCAAGAGCAUGUUGGAUGUUUUGUAUUAGACAUAUCAGUAGCAACUUCUUAAGGGCAUUUAAAUUUUCUCACUUGCAAAAGUUUGUGGUCAACAGUGGAUAUUCAAGGACGGUGGAGGAGACAUCAACUAUAAGAGGUUGCAAGAGCGAGGUGAGGCAUAUGUCUGGUGGUGUGAUGCCAUUGGACUUAGAAACUGGGUAUUGGCAUUUGACGAGGAACAUCGAUGGGGCCACAUGACGACAAACCUUGUCGAGUGCAUUAAUUCAGUGCUAAAGGAUGCCCGAAACCUCCCUGUGUUGGCGCUUGUCUGAGCAACAUAUUAUCGCUUAAACGAGCUAUUUACGCAGAAGAGUGUCGAGGCUCACGAUUGCAAGUGGGCUGGAUUUACUUUCUUUGCUUUUGCACAACAGCGGAUAGAAGCAAAUAUGCAACGUGUUGGAAAUAUAGUUGUGCACCGGUUUGAUAGACGAAACGAGGUGUUUGAGGUGUGUAAUGCCUAAUGGAAAGUUGUUGGCAGUUGAUCUUGCACGACGGACGUGUGACUGUGGGCACUUUCAAAUGGAACGACUACCAUGUUGACAUGUUAUUGCUUACUGUGCCAACCAGAAGUGCCUCGAAUGGUAGUUGUAUGUGAAUGAUGUGUACAUGAUAACAGAGGUUCAUAAGGUCUACAGAUUUGAGUUCGUACCAUUAGGUGAUCCAGAGACAUGGCCUACUUAUCCAGGACUGACAUUGGUUGCUAACCCCGCCUUGCAGUGAACGUCGAAAGGUCGUCCCAAAUUGACCCGAUACCUCAAUGAAAUGGAUUCACGAGAAAUGCAUGGUCCUCGUAUAUGUCUUCUCUGUGGUAGACAGAGUCAUAGUCGGAGUCGAUGUCCUCAGCGUGCUGGACCGAGUGGAGUUGGUGAUGAUGUUGGACCUUAGAUCUUUUUUGGUUGCUGUGUUGUAUGUUUAGAGUUAAUUUUAUCAGUCAAUGUUUUUUAGGU
Messenger RNA from Arachis stenosperma, 3044 nucleotides. RefSeq lists its product as uncharacterized. Lineage: Eukaryota; Viridiplantae; Streptophyta; Magnoliopsida; Fabales; Fabaceae. The coding region runs from base 976 to 1482 and encodes 168 amino acids. The record is from RefSeq and is a predicted model, not a curated record. The transcript has 3 exons.